Messenger RNA from Fusarium coffeatum, 3552 nucleotides. RefSeq lists its product as uncharacterized. The coding region runs from base 1 to 3552 and encodes 1183 amino acids. The record is from RefSeq and is a predicted model, not a curated record. Lineage: Eukaryota; Fungi; Ascomycota; Sordariomycetes; Hypocreales; Nectriaceae. The transcript has a single exon.
AUGCCGGCCAACAACCAAAGACCGGCUGCCCAAACCCCGGUAUCGCCACGAAGCACAUCUAAAUACACCAACAAGGAUGGUUCAAAGUUCAUUACUGUGCCAAAGGGAACCCCCUCUGAGUCUUCGUUGCCUUCGACCCCCACAACUGCCAAACCAAGCGACCCCCCACUAGACGUUUCCAAUGUCGACAAUGGACCUGCUCCCGCCAUCAACCGCAAGAAACAGAAGCGUAGACAAAAGGCCGCUGCGAAAGCCGCUGCUCAGCAAGCUGCGAAUGGACACAUCGACAAUGCACCUAGCCAUAGCGCUGGUGCGGGCUCUAUGUCCGGCCGCGGCCCCGCUGACCACGAGGAAGUCGAAAGCGACGAUGAGUUUGAGUACAUCCUGGAAAGCGAACUUACAGGGCCUCCUACGAACGGUCACCCGCCCUCGGAUUCUAGAUCUAAGAAGAACCGAAAGAAGAAGAAGAAGGGAACAAAUGCCGACCCCACAUCGCCAAUUCCAGAAGCCCUCGAACCUGAACCGCAUCCUAAUCUAUCGCAAGGCGCUGGCAUGUCACGCGACAAGAUAUGGAGUACGAGUAACCAAGAAGAGCGCGAACGCAUAAAAGCAUUCUGGCUUGGAUUAGGUGAAGAUGAGCGGAAAUCCUUGGUCAAGGUGGAGAAGGAUGCUGUUCUCAAAAAGAUGAAAGAACAACAGAAGCACACUUGCAGCUGCACUGUGUGUGGACGAAAGCGGACUGCGAUUGAGGAAGAGCUGGAGGGCCUUUACGACGCCUACUACCUGGAGCUUGAACAAUUCGCAAACCAGGGCGAGGGACCACCGAUGCUACCAUCGGCCCGCGAUUUCGCUCUACGACGAGGAUUACCAUCGAGCUAUACCAACCGACCCCCCUCCCGAGGCCGGAUAGUAGAACAUGUGGGCGACGACGAAGACGAGGAGGAGCUGGAAGAGGUCUAUAGUGAAGACGAAGUGGAGGACGACGAUUAUAGCGACGACGAACCUCCCGAAGAAUUCCAAACCUCACACGAGCGAGACGUCGCCGAUUUCUUGACGUUUGGCAACAGCCUGCAAGUCAAGGGUACGCAGCUCCUAGAAUCACUUCUCCGCAGAUAUGGUAACAUGGACUUAGGUGGUAUUCUCACCGUGGCGGAUGACCUUCUUAAAAACGACGGCAAGCGUUUUAUCGAAAUGAUGGAACAGCUUGCAGAACGUCGGAUGGCAAGAGAGGAAGACGCUCGCGAACACUUUUCACGAGGCUACGGUCACCCUGGCCCUAAUGGCUCAUACUCCAACCCUCAUAAUCCACCCCCUCCUCCUGAAGAAGAUGAGUACGACGAAGAAGAGGACGAGGAAGAAGAUUAUGAUGAUAGCCAGGACGAGGAGUAUGAAGAGGAAGAGGUAUACUCAAACCCGUCUGUGAUGCCAUCCCAGUCCCAUACUGAGUGUUGCUGCCAGGACCAAAUGACAGAAGAGCAACGAAUGGAAGAAGGCCGUCGCAUGUUCCAGAUAUUCGCCGCUCGCAUGUUCGAACAACGAGUUCUCUCCGCCUACAAGGAAAAGGUCGCCAAGGAACGUCAACAAAGGCUACUUGAAGAAAUCGAAGCAGAGGACCGAGAGUCUGAACUCAAGAAAGCUAAGAAAGCCAAGGAUGCGCAGAAGAAGAAGGACAAGGCUGCUCAAAAGAAGCAAGCAUUGGCGGAGGAGAAAGCGCGGAAAGAAGCCGAGAAGGCUGCGGCAGAUGCUGCACGGUUAGAAGCUGAAAGGCAACGAGUUGCUGAACAGAAAGCCAGGGCUGAAGAGAAACGAAAGCAGAAAGAAGCGCAGAAGAAGGCCGAGGAAGAGGCACGCCUACGAAAAGAGGCAGAGCGACAACGACGACUCCAUGAGCAACGCGAGAAACAAGCCGAACAAGAACGCAAAGCUCGAGAAGCUAAGGAGAGGGAGAAGAAGCUCAAAGAGGAACAGCGACAAAGAGACAAGGAGGCUCGAGAGCAGAAAGAGCGCGAAGCCCAAGAACGCAAGGAUAAACAAGAGCGCGACAAGAGGGAUAAGGAAGCCCGUGCCGCCAAGGCUCAAAAGGAUGCCCAAGCCGCUCGAGAGGCCAAGGAGAAGUUGAGAGAGGAGAAGGCAGCUGCUCAAAAAGCGGCAAGUCACCCAUCGCAACCUAUCCAGAUCCCGAAGCGUGGCUCACAGCCUCCGGUACCUACCGCUCUACCACAGCAUACUUCCAACCCAGCGAGUUAUGCGUCUCCCAAGAUACCAGUCGCAACCCCCGUGUUAUCCAAGGCACCGACUCCGAUCCGACCCCGAACCACGUCUCAACAGCAAGAUGUGCCAUCGCAGUCAGCCACAACUUCAAGUACAAGUCAAGACCCCUCACCCCACUCAAUGACACCCCGUAUGAGUCCUGGGCCGAUUGGCCAGCGCCAUGGAAGUGCAAGUACGCAGCAUUCUUAUUCUGUUUCACCUACGAGUGGACAACCAAGGAUGCACGGACAAUCUCCCUUCCAGAUGCCCCCGAUGGGCAUGCAACCACCCCCUGGAUUGGCUCACCAUCAUCCACCACCACCAGGCUUCGGGAACCGUAUGCCUCACGAGGCCAUCUUUUCAGGUUUCCGACACAGCCCUGGUGCUAUGAUGCCCCCUCCUGGUAUCAAUGGACCACCUCGCGGAUUCCCUGUUCCUAUGCCCCCAGGAUUCUCACAGCCUGUUGAUCAGUUCGACAUGGGCGGAUUUCCAUUGCCGACAGAUCUGCCCCCACCUUCGCAUCACCGCCAGAGUUCACUGCAGUUCGACGCGCCCCCGACUCCAUCACAACCCAUAGGACGACCGGCACCUAUUGGACGACCAGGGAGCCUCAGCCAAAGUCGCACAUCUGACGACCAAGAAGAUGAGACUGCGCAUCUAGGCAGCCGAGCUCUUCUUGAAGAUGACGAACCUCUUGCAGCUGAGAUCAAUCCAGGUAGCCUACGAAAUCAGCCUCCAGGACCGCGCGGCGACUUCACCACAAGCCCUUUCUUACCUUCGGCCUUUCCUCUGGCGCACAACCCUUGGGGCCCACCUGCUGUUGGCGGACAUCCUUUGCCCCCUCCUGGGUUUAACAACCCUGGAUGGGGUGCACCGAGUGUACCUCCUGGCUUUGGUAUGACAUCUCCAAUCUCUGCUAUGAGCUCUAUUCGAGCUCCCGCGCAACCUAGGUAUGUAACCGUUCGCGCGAUGCUCUGCCAAGCUUGCAAGGAAUUGGCCAGCUCGGGAGACUCAGAAGGUUACAUCGACAUUGCAACACUCAAGUCGAGAAUUGAUGCGAUGUCAGGCGACCACAGCAUCUCAGAACUCGAUCUGUUGAACCUUUGUGAGACGGAGGGAAAUCCGAUCAACGGAGGUGGCACGUUCGAUAUCCGGCGUGAUGCAGCAGGCCCAAGCAAACAUACUGUCCGAUGGGAACCCGAUCUGAACGAUGGGCUCGUCGGACGACAUAGAUCCGUUGGUGCUCCAGGUGAGAUCGGAAGUCCUUUGAUGGGCCAAGCAACACUUCGUGGGGGACUGUAG